This is a messenger RNA of Drosophila subobscura, 1969 nucleotides long. RefSeq names its product alkylated DNA repair protein alkB homolog 8. The transcript has a single exon. The record is from RefSeq and is a predicted model, not a curated record. NCBI's taxonomy places the organism in Eukaryota, Metazoa, Arthropoda, Insecta, Diptera, Drosophilidae. Gene Ontology annotation, biological process: tRNA wobble uridine modification. Gene Ontology annotation, molecular function: S-adenosylmethionine-dependent methyltransferase activity; tRNA binding. Gene Ontology annotation, cellular component: nucleus; cytoplasm. Bases 32 to 1858 code for a protein of 608 amino acids.
UUUGUGGCGAGAUGUACACACUGGCGACAGCAUGCACGUUGAGCAACAGCGGCAAAUUGUAAACAAUGCAAAAAAAGCGGAAAAAAAACGGCGUAGAUGUCUGGCAAUUAUCAAAAGCGACUGUGAUGUGUCUCCUAGCGACACCCCCACCGUCUACUUGGCCAUUCUGAACGUGGGACUCAGCAAUGGACUCACUGAGGAAAGGCUGCUCGAAGCGGCCGGCCAGACAGGGGGCAGCGUCUCUGAGGUGGCAAUGUUGGCUGGGAAAUCGUACUGUUUUCUCGUUUGUUCCACCCUGGAGGACUCCAAGCUUGUGUUCACGGGCAUGCACAAUGUGGCGACCAUCGGACAACUGGGAGCAGUGGCCUAUCUAAGCUAUGUCCAGGCAUUGCCUGCGCUGGCCGGCAAGAGUCAGUGGAACAAACCGCUGCCCAGUGGGCUCAUCGUGCUGCCAGACUUUGUCAGCGAGGCGGAGGAGGAGACGUUGCUUAAAUCCAUUGCCGACGAUGGUAGAUCCCACGAGGGCACCCUUAAACACCGGCACGUCAAGCAUUUUGGCUACGAGUUUCUGUAUGGCAGCAACAACGUGGACCCCACGCGUCCUCUGGAUCAAACUGUACCCCCCGCCUGUGAUUUUCUUUGGCCGCGAGUUGAGAACUUUUCUUCUUCCUGGGACUGGAGCAAGCCAGACCAACUGACUGUCAACGAGUACGAGCCCGGCCAUGGCAUUCCGCCUCAUGUGGACACACACAGCGCAUUUUUGGAUCCCAUUCUGUCUCUGUCUCUGCAGUCUGAUGUGGUUAUGGAUUUUCGGCGUGGUGAAACGCAGGUUCAGGUGAAGUUGCCUCGCCGUUCCCUGUUGAUCAUGUCCGGCGAAGCUCGUUACGAUUGGACGCAUGGCAUUAAGCCCAAGCACAUCGAUGUGGUGCCCACACCCACUGGAAGUUUGACCACACAAGUACGCAGCAAGAGGACAUCCCUUACGUUUAGACGCUUGCGACGAGGCAACUGCAACUGCUCCUAUCCCACGCUGUGUGAUAGCCAACAAUCGAAAGUGCCCCAAGAGUUGUCCACCACAUUGGCCGACCAAGCCGUCAGCCUGGAGCAGCAGAAUGUCCACGAGGUCUACGAUAACAUUGCGAAACAUUUCAGUGAGACGCGGCACACGCCCUGGCCUCAGGUGGCCCAGUUCCUGGAUGGCUUCGACACCGCAUCUGUAGUCCUCGACGUCGGCUGUGGCAAUGGAAAGUACCUCGGUUGCAAUGCGCACGUCCUGGCCAUUGGUUGCGAUCGGUCCCAAGGACUGCUCGCAGUUGGCCGACAGAGGGGUCAGCACCUUUUUCGUUGCGACUGUCUAAAUGUACCCGUGCGCUCGUCAAGCAUUGAUGGGUGCAUCAGCAUCGCUGUUAUCCAUCAUCUGGCCAGUGCGGAACGUCGUCUGGGUGCCCUAAGAGAAAUGGCACGUGUUCUCCGUCUUGGUGGCCAGGCUCUGGUGUAUGUGUGGGCCAAGGAGCAGCGACGCAACGAUAAGAAAUCCGCCUACCUCAGGCAAAACAAGGCCGUGAACAAGGAGCGCACCACCGAACAAGUGCAGCGGCAGAAUCAGCAACAGCAAAUGGAAAAGCAGCCACGGGAUCAUGUUGCCCUGCCUGUGCACACCAACCGCACAGAGUUCCAACAGCAAGAUGUCCUAGUACCCUGGAAGACGAAGGAUGAACAGCGCACCACGUUUCUACGCUACUACCACGUCUUCGAGGAGCAGGAGCUGGAGAAGCUGGUGGCCCAGCUACCAGAGGUUGAGCUUAAAAGGAGCUACUACGAUCAGGGCAAUCAUUGUGUGAUCUUCGAAAGGAAGUAGAUAGCGCUGUAAAGGAGAACGAGUUGUAAUAUAAUUCGUUUAUUUGAUUUCAAAAAUACACAUUAAAUACGAUUUUACUUUGGUUUUGCUUAAAAGCGAAUCAAACAUAAA